AUGAAUAUGUUGGAUGAUGAAGAUGACCAAAGCUUUCACGCUACGCGUGACGGCUACUCCCAUUUGAGCGAUGUCGAAUGGGAUGCGGUUGAACGGAUGGGUUCAACCAUGGGCAUCCAUGCUGUUAGCGUCAUGCUAGAGGCUCUCAAUAGAGAUGCCCAACAUGCUAUUAUCGCCAAGUUCAUUCAAAAUGAACUUGACGCAGAACGCGAGAAAGUAGCCUUGCUUCACCAACAAGGUUCUCAACAAGCAGAGUUGUUGAGAGAACAGGGUGCUCAACAUUUUGAACUGUUGAGACAGCAACAGGCUGCUGCUGGUGGGUCGAUGCACUCGCGUCGACCCGAAACCUUGAAGAUUGACAUCUCUAAGGCGCGUCGCAUCGACGACGGGGAUAUGCAAGUUGCAUUUGCCCAGUCAAAUCUGGCAGGACGUGCCAAGACUUGGGCACUGGGGCUCAAGUUGCACGACCCAUAUGCGUUUGGGUCGCUAGAAGUCUUCAAGUCGCGGCUCAGACAAACGUUUGAACCGCCUAGAGCUGAGUUCAGAGCUCGAACCGAACUCUUGAAGCUCAAGCAGGGUAAGCGUGACGUAGGUGAAUUCAAGGAUGUAUUCCCUGAAACUGUUCCGUGCGAGUUACCGAAGGAUAAAGGUAUUCGACACGAGGUCGAGCUUACACCAGGCUCGAAGUACUGUGUCAUGAAGCAGUGGCCACUGCCUCGUGAACAAGUACUUGCGAUCGACAAGUUCUUUGCCGAUCGUUUAGCUGCGGGCCAUGUGAUGGAAUCAACCUCCCCACAUAGUUCUCCGACCUUCUGUGUGCGAAAAGCAACAGGAGGGUGGCGGAUAGUGCACGCGUUCAACAAAUUGAACGCUGCAACGGUACCGGCUCAGACGCCGAUACCGAGGAAGGACGUAAUCAUUGAUGGUAUGUCAAAGAGUACCAUCUUUUCGUCCAUGGAUUUGAUGGAUGGCUUCUAUCAAAUCCUUAUGCGAGAACGGGACAUACCCUAUACCGCAACGAGCUCGCCUAGCGGCAGGCUCUGGGAAUGGCUAGUAAUGCCACAAGGGCUUAGCAAUGCCCCUGCCACGUUCAACAGAUGUGUAUGA
This is a messenger RNA of Peronospora matthiolae, 1107 nucleotides long. The record is from the annotation of a GenBank genome assembly. NCBI's taxonomy places the organism in Eukaryota, Oomycota, Peronosporomycetes, Peronosporales, Peronosporaceae.